CGUGAAAAUCUGAACUGCGUCUCUCCAUUUUUCCAAAAAUUUUCUCCUCGUUUUCCUCGUGAUUCCAUCUGUACAGACAAUUUAAAGCUCUGAAGCUUUAAAGCGAUCGAAUCUGCACGAUUUAGAUCUUCAACGUUUCACCUGUUCGAGCAAAUGAUGCAGGGAGAGCAACGAGUUGCGAUUCCGGUCAAGUGAAUCGGCGAUUUUCUAUGUGUUGAGGAGGCUGAGACGAUAAUGACCGGAAUCGGCGGAAGAGAGGAGAAUGGAAUCCGCCAGGCUGAUUCCAAUGAGGAGGAGUAUCAGGUGGAGAGCGUUCGUGAUCGGAUUUCAUCGUCGCGAGGGAGUCGAUUUAAUCUGAUUCAGAAACAGUUUAGACUUGAGCCGACUCGCAGACGAUUUAGCCGCGAAAAUCUCAUCAAUGGCAUUAAAUGCCUCGUUAUUCUCCCUGACAGCAGAUGGUAUAGGGCGUGGACAAAGUUCAUACUGAUAUGGGCAAUCUAUUCCUCCUUCUUCACACCCAUGGAAUUUGGAUUCUUCAGGGGAUUACCAGAGAAUCUAUUUAUACUCGACAUUGUUGGGCAGCUUGCUUUCCUCCUUGACAUUGUUUUCCAGUUCUUCGUUGCCUACAGAGACAGCCAGACAUACCGAAUGGUCUAUAAGCGCACUCCAAUAGCCCUCAAGUACUUGAAAUCCACUUUUGUCACUGAUUUGCUUAGCUGUAUGCCCUGGGAUAUCAUUUAUAAGGCCUGUGGGAAGAGAGAGGAGGUGAGAUAUCUCCUAUGGAUUAGGCUAUUCCGAGUGCGAAAAGUCACAGAUUUUUUUCAGACGUUGGAGAAGGAUAUACGUAUUAAUUAUAUGUUCACUAGAAUUUUCAAGCUCCUUGUUGUUGAACUUUACUGCACACACACUGCAGCCUGCAUCUUUUACUAUUUGGCAACUACUCUUCCUGCUUCUCAAGAAGGGUACACAUGGAUUGGAAGCUUGAAAUUGGGAGACUAUAGUUACUCACAUUUCAGAGAUAUUGAUUUGUGGAAACGCUACACCACCUCUUUAUAUUUUGCUAUUGUGACCAUGGCCACUGUUGGUUACGGAGAUAUACAUGCAGUCAACUUGAGGGAAAUGAUAUUCAUAAUGAUUUAUGUGUCAUUUGACAUGGUUCUCGGUGCUUACUUGAUUGGUAACAUGACUGCAUUGAUUGUAAAAGGAUCCAAGACGGUGAAAUUCAGAGAUAAAAUGACAGAUGUAAUGAAAUACAUGAACAGGAAUAGACUUAGCAGGGAAAUCCGUGAUCAGAUUAAAGGUCACUUACGUUUACAGUAUGAAAGUAGUUACACUGAGGCUACUGUUCUACAGGACAUCCCAAUAUCAAUCCGUGCUAAGAUUUCCCAAACAUUAUACUUGCCUUAUGUUCAGAAUGUUUCUCUCUUUAGAGGGUGUUCUCCAGAAUUCAUCAAUCAAAUAGUUAUUAAACUCCAUGAAGAGUUUUUUCUCCCUGGAGAGGUGAUAAUGGAGCAAGGAAAUGUGGUAGAUCAACUUUAUUUUGUCUGUCAUGGUGAGCUGGAGGAAUUGGGCAUAGGACAAGAUGGUUCAGAAGAGACCAUAUCUUUACUGCAACCCAAUAGCUCUUUUGGAGAGAUUUCAAUUCUUUGCAAUAUUCCUCAACCCUAUACAGUUCGAGUGUGUGAAUUAUGUAGGCUCUUGCGCCUUGAUAAACAGUCCUUUACAAAUAUCCUCGACAUAUACUUUUACGACGGGAGGAAAAUCUUGAACAACCUUCUAGAGGGAAAGGAAUCAAACCUUCGAGUUAAGCAAUUGGAAUCUGAUAUCUCAUUUCAUAUUGGAAAACAAGAAGCUGAGCUUGCUCUCAAGGUGAACAGUGCAGCAUAUCAUGGAGAUUUAUACCAAUUAAAAGGUCUUGUUCGAGCUGGAGCUGAUCCAAACAAGACAGAUUAUGAUGGAAGAUCGCCAUUGCAUCUUGCAGCAUCCAGAGGAUUCGAGGAUAUUGUUGGUUUCCUAAUACAGGAAGGAGUAAACAUUGACCUUAAAGAUAACUUCGGCAAUACUCCAUUAAUGGAAGCCGUCAAGAACGGAAAUGAUCAAGUUGCUGUUUUGCUUUCUAAACAAGGAGCUUCAUUGAAGGUUGAAAAUGCUGGUAGCUUCCUCUGUAUAGCAGUUUCAAGGGGCGAUUCAGAUCUUCUCAAGAGAUUAUUGUGCUAUGGUAUUGACCCCAACUCCAAAGACUACGAUUUUCGAACACCAUUACAUGUAGCUGCUUCAGAAGGGCUGCAUUUGAUGGCAAAGUUGCUUUUAGAAUCAGGGGCUAGUGUUUUCUCAAAGGACAGAUGGGGAAACACCCCGCUUGAUGAAGGCCGGAUUUGUGGAAACAAGAACUUGCUAAAGCUCUUGGAAGAGGCAGAAGCUACUCAGUUGUCAGAAACCCCUUAUUCCUCUCGAGAAUUCCCAGCAAAAAAACACUCAAAGAAAUGUACAGUGUUCCCCUUCCACCCAUGGAAUCGUGAAGAAAACAAGAGACCUGGAAUAGUGUUAUGGGUUCCACUCACUAUGGAAGAGCUAAUCGAAGUAGCAUCAGAUCAGCUACAAAUUUCAGACAAAUGUUGUAUAUUAUCAGAAGAUGGAGGUAAAAUUCAUGAUGUUCAUAUGAUUGAUGAAUGCCAAAAGCUCUAUCUUGCUCCUGAAACUCAUUAGAGAGUUGGGGCAAUUGGCUAUUGUUGUGUGCAAUCAAUAAAUUUUUGGUUUCCCAUUCUUCCGCUUGGCAUGUGUAAAUGUAAUGUUUGAUGAAUAAAAAAGUAGAUCAUUUUGAUGCC
This is a messenger RNA of Cucurbita pepo subsp. pepo (vegetable marrow), 2825 nucleotides long. The record is from RefSeq and is a predicted model, not a curated record. NCBI's taxonomy places the organism in Eukaryota, Viridiplantae, Streptophyta, Magnoliopsida, Cucurbitales, Cucurbitaceae.